Letharia lupina is the source of this 1692-nucleotide messenger RNA. RefSeq lists its product as uncharacterized. The record is from RefSeq and is a predicted model, not a curated record. Gene Ontology annotation, molecular function: MAP kinase scaffold activity. The transcript has 2 exons. Lineage: Eukaryota; Fungi; Ascomycota; Lecanoromycetes; Lecanorales; Parmeliaceae. Gene Ontology annotation, cellular component: actomyosin contractile ring; cell cortex of growing cell tip. The coding region runs from base 1 to 1692 and encodes 563 amino acids.
AUGUCCUUCGGGUACGGCAUUGGCGAUGCCAUCUUACUCACACAGCUAGCUUGGAAGACCGUUCAACAGGCUCGUAAAGCAUGUGGGGAGCACGAUGAGCUAACGCGGGAGGUCUUGUGUCUGCAUGUCGUGCUACGACGGCUUGAGCAGGAGGCUGAGAAGCCCGGGAGCCCAAUAAAUGAUGAAGAAUCAGGCGGCACGUUUAAGGAAGAGUUGACGGUCAUCGUCGAUGGAUGUAAGAAGGUUCUGAAUGCGCUUGAUCAGGGUUUAACCAAGUACAACGCGCUUAGCGAACAAGGAAGGAGCGGCAGGAAGCUAUGGCAAAAGAUAGAGUUCGGGAAUGGCAAGAUGGAGGGUCUGGGAGGACUGAGGGGCAAGUUGACGUAUUACACGUCGGCUAUGUCUCUGUUCUUGAACAUGGUGUCGACGGGCACGAUGGGAAGGGUGGAAAGACAGAUGAAUGAUGCGGGAGGGGACCUCAAGGAGAUUAGGGUCGCUGUCAACGGCAUUACCGCACAUUUGAUGUCGAAAAUCAAUCGUAAUGAUGGAUCGAUACUUACAGCGUACACGGACGACGAUAGAGCCGUCUGGAAGGAGUUUCGAAGGGAAUUGCUUCAGGAUGGCUUUUCGAGCUCUGUCAUACGAAAGCAUAAGGGUCUCAUAAAGGCUUAUAUCGAGGAGCUUGGCAGCAGAGGUUUGCUCGACGAGGAGGAUCCAGACGAUGACGCAGAAGGGCAAUACUGUGGUGUUGGCUCCGCCGUCGAAGGAGCUGUAACCCACGAGACGGAGACAAAGAGUAGUUCCGGAGCUUCACUGAGACCAAAGGCAGAGGUCGAGUUGCCGGUGGCGUCAAAGCCGCCCCAGGAAUUUGAUACCAAGCCCAACGCAGCAUUGCACCUGCACACCGAGUUAGGAGACAGAGAAGGACCAUCUGGUGACCUUGCUUCGAGAGUCGAUUCCCAACCAGAGCCCAACGUAGAGUUGCGCUGGAUUUGGUUGAGUAAUGAGAGCAACGAAAAAAGCGAACAACCCCCUGCUGAAGAGACCACAGCGUCCAAAACUGAGAAUGAACCUAAAACCGCAACUACAAGUAGAGACAACGACAGACGGAAUCACCCAGGGAGAGAACCAAGAUAUCCACCAUAUCCAAUAGCACGCUCCAACUAUGAGACUACAAUGCCCACCUCCGAGGGUCAGAGCAGGACAUUAGUCAUGGAGAAAAGAUUAUUGCAAAACUACGCGAGCCUUAAGAUGUUCCUCGCUCAGUCUCUGCGAGAUGAGAAGGGCCACCCAAGACCACCUACAGUGAGGGAAAAGCUGUCACGAUUACCACUAAUCGUAUUUCAAGAGCUAAGCACGGACGUUUACGACGAGCUACUACGAAGGCAAAGCUCUGCAGAAUGGCAAACCAGUGGAUCAGACCACAUACCCCCUCACUUGCUGCCGAAGGACAACUUCCAUCCAGGACGAAAUCAGGCCCGUCGAAGACUUGCUACUUUGCCUCCACCAAGAUAUCAGGACCUAGCGACAGACGUUUUCUACGAGCUCGAAAGAAGGUUUCCCAUGUUCGCUGCGAAUAGUAUCAGCGGCGUUGGCAGUCCAAGCUAUGAGCAUGAGAGGCUCUACGAUGAGCUGGUAGUGUUCACAAACAGUGAGGAUGAGAGGUCCGACGAUGAGCUUCUCUCGAAGUAA